This is a messenger RNA of Dictyostelium purpureum, 405 nucleotides long. RefSeq lists its product as uncharacterized. The record is from RefSeq and is a predicted model, not a curated record. The annotation marks the transcript as partial. The transcript is spliced from 2 exons. NCBI's taxonomy places the organism in Eukaryota, Evosea, Eumycetozoa, Dictyosteliales, Dictyosteliaceae.
AUGAAACUAUUUAUUUUAUUAAUUUUUAUAUUCAUAAAUAUUUAUAAAGUUUUUGGAAAUGCAAAUUUAAAAAACAACAUCAAUAUAAACAAUGAUAACAGUAAUAGUGAAAAUGUUCAAAAUGCAACUCCAAAUCCCACAUCAAAUAUUAACUUAAUAAACCCAAGUGAGUUUAAUAAAUUAAGCCAAGGAGAAAAGCAAGUUUAUUUUUUAUCAAGAAUACGUUUAUAUUUAAAUAAUCAAGAUUAUGAUUUAAAAUAUUUAGUUAAACAUAUCGAUUAUGAAAUAUAUCAAUUAUGUAGUUUUUAUAAAGGAUAUUGUUAUUCAGAAAGUCUUACAAAGAAUAGCAAGAUCACAAUGACCAUUGAAGAUGCAACAAAAAAGAUUCAACGUGAAGACUAUAGA